This is a messenger RNA of Peronospora matthiolae, 411 nucleotides long. Lineage: Eukaryota; Oomycota; Peronosporomycetes; Peronosporales; Peronosporaceae. The record is from the annotation of a GenBank genome assembly.
AUGCUACUCGGUGCGCCAGUCAGUUGGGGCAGCAAGAAGCAGCCAAGUGUUUCGUUGUCCACGACUGAAGCCGAAUACAUCGCACUCAGCUUGGCGAUUCAAGAGGGCAAGUGGAUUCAUCGUCUGCUUUGUGAGAUUGUGAUGGCUGCCAAUGAAGAAGGACCGGAACUCAUGAUCCAUGAAGACAAUCAGUCGUGUAUCAAGAUGACGAAGAACCCAGUCAACCACGGCCGUGCCAAGCACAUUGAUAUCAAGUACCAUCACAUCCGUGAUGAGGUCAAGCGCGGUGAAGUGAAGCUCAAGUACUGUGAAACUGCGGUGAUGUUAGCGGACAUCAUGACGAAGGGACUUCACGGGCCACGCCACAAGGAGAUGACGGCGACUCUCGGGAUUCGUGAGCAUUCGGAUUGA